AUGAUUUGGUUCGCGGUUAAGGAUGUGUAUAAAACUGUACAACCUUUCGUGUUUAUUUUAUGGCUUGCUGGCUUGGCACCGUACAGCAGUGGGGGCCAUCAGACGUUGAAAACAUUCAGGCGGUGUUACGAAUUUUUAUAUUUUCUUUUAUACCUGUGCCUAUACUCAUAUGCUUUAUACAUGAACCUAUUCGUGCAAAAUACAUCCUAUCUCUACACUUCUAUAAUUGUUGAGCGUUUAGAAUGUAUGUACGGUUUUUUCCAGUAUGUGAGCAUCGUUUUUUCGAUUGCCUGUGGUUGGGCACUGAAUCAGCGCAUAUCGAUGAUAAUGCGAAUGAUGCAUGAAUUUGAUCUUCAUUUAGGAUGCUUCGGCAUACCAAUAGAUCACCGGCGUUGGCAUUUUUAUGUGACCAUGCUGGCGGUGGGCACUUUCAUUUCCUUCACCUCACUGUUGACGGUUUAUGUAUCGUAUAUGGUAAAGUCUACAUCGCAAGUAAUGCCUGCCUUGAGCAACAUUAUCCCAGCAUCUCUAUUUGCCAUGUGUUUCUUGUUGCAAUGUGGCCAAUUUAUUGUGUUUCUGCUUGUAAUCGAAGCUAGAUUCAGCCGUCUGAAUAAAACAUUUAGAAUGUACUUCCCGACGAGCCCUUCCGCCAUUGGUGGCCGGAAUGAGUUCGCGAUCUGCAGCGAGAAGGAACAGAUAAAUGUGCUGAAGCAAAUCAAAAUCCUGCACGACAAGCUGAACGACGUGGUGGAGCUCGUUAAUUACUGCUUCUCGGUGCAGAUCACAUUUUGCGUUGGAUUGUGCUUCGUCAUCGGAGUCGUCUGCUCGUUCGGUCUGUUCCGGGCCUUCAUCUAUCGCAACGAGCUGUUCUACAUGGGAGUGCUGAAUUUCGUCUGGUACAUGUACUACCUAUUUUUCGUCUUGUUCUUCAUCGCCGUGGGCAGCAAGAUAGCCCGUGAGGGUAAACGAAUUGGCGUUCUGGUGCACAAGGCGAUAAACUGUUCUACGUCCGAGAUCGUGAUAAGAGAACUGAACCUGUUUUCGCAGCAAUUACUCCAUCGUAGUCCAGUCAUCACAUGCGGUCUUUUCGUUUACGACUGGACACUGUGGUAUACGAUGAUUGGUGCCACAGCGACGUAUCUCAUCAUCUUGAUACAGUUUGAUGUUUCCUUCCCCAACCUGGUCAAUGUCAACGCAACGGGAGCUUAUCGUCACAGCACAUAG
This is a messenger RNA of Anopheles aquasalis, 1224 nucleotides long. RefSeq lists its product as uncharacterized. Lineage: Eukaryota; Metazoa; Arthropoda; Insecta; Diptera; Culicidae. Gene Ontology annotation, cellular component: neuronal cell body; axon; membrane. Gene Ontology annotation, biological process: chemosensory behavior; sensory perception of taste; male courtship behavior. The record is from RefSeq and is a predicted model, not a curated record.